AUGUAGUACAAGAAAGCAUAAUAACAUUUGUCAAUUAUCUCCACCUGCAGUUCGAGUUUGUUUCUGUUUCUAUUUAUCUUUACCCAUUGGUGUGUGUGAUUUAGAUGGUUGUAGCUAUAGCUAGUAAGCCAGUUGUAGGCUGUUUGUGAAACAUUUUAAUUUGUUUGUAAAAUGCUCUAAUUAUGGAAUCAGACAAACGAAAUCAAGCAAAUAUCGGCACCACAAAACUGAGAUCGCCUAUUGUUCGUGAGGGUAAUUGGUUAUUUUAGGCUUAAUUUAGUUAGGCUAAUUUUAUUAGGGAGUUUUUAGCGAGAUCUGGCAACACUGUUUUGCGCGUAUUACCAUCCGACCUGCCCUGUCAAGGAGGGGGGACGUUUCGUAUCGUCUUAGUAAUGGCGGACACAUGUGGCCAAGUCCUCCUUGGGUCUGGAUUAACAGUCCUUUCCCACCCUCUUAUGUACAUCAAGGUUUUAGUUCAGGUAGGACAUGAACCACUUCCUCCUACUCUAGGAAGAAAUAUGUUUGGUCGACAGGUGUACCAGCUUCCAGGGCUUUUUGCAUACGCCAAACACAUCAUCAAGAUCGAUGGGAAAUCAGGCCUGUUUAAGGGUCUCACCCCAAGGCUUUUUGCUGGGACCGUUGGCACCAUUGUUCACAGUAGAGUCUUGCAGAAAUGCCAGGAGGAAAAAAUUGAGAUGGUGGGAAGCAGUCAGAAAGCAGAGGAUGGUUCUCUGCAACAUGUAGUAAAUGAGACCACUAAAGAGAUGAUUGCACGCUCAUGUGCUACAAUUGUCACACACCCUUUUCAUGUGAUCACACUCAGAUGCAUGGUCCAGUUUAUUGGAAGAGAAGUCAAAUACAGUGGUGUCUUUGACUCCAUAGUUACCAUCUACAGAGAAGACGGAAUUCUGGGUUUUUUUGCUGGCCUCAUUCCUCGUCUACUGGGUGAUGUUCUUUCUCUGUGGAUCUGCAACAUGCUUGCUCACCUCAUAAACACACAUGCUAUAGACGACUCGACGAGUCAUACAGGAGAGAUUAAAAACUGCUCUCAAGCUGUGACAGGGUUUUUUGCAAGUAUGCUGACGUAUCCAUUUGUAUUGGUGUCCAACCUGAUGGCAGUAAAUAACUGUGGGCUGGCUGGAGGUCUGCCACCUUAUGCUGCCGUUUAUCCCAACUGGCUCCACUGCUGGAGUCACCUGAGCCGAGAGGGAAACAUGAGCAGAGGCAACAGUCUGUUCUUCAGAAAGCUGCCUGCAGGGAAGAUGUAUGCCAUUGAGCAGAAGAGAUUUUUUUGAAUGGGAAGCUAUCAGCAUAGUCUAAAAUUAUAAUGAUAUAACUGAGCUGGCCCACAAAGUUGGACUCCUAAUUCUUCAUAUGCACUUGUUUAAGAUGACAAACUUUUUUUGAUAAUCAGUCCGCAUCAGCCUCCAGGAUUAUUACUGUUAAUUUUAUCAGUACAUUGUUUUCACUACAUUAUGAUUUGAUUUGAAAUCAUGAAACAUAAAGAGCUUUAUUUUAAUAACCAGGGAUUUGUAUACAUAACCAAGUUAAACAAACCGCAGUAUAAUUUCAGUGGAGCACUCGAGGGCGCUCUAGACCAUCUGUGCCUGAAUCCAGUACAGGCCCCUUACAUCUGUUUUUGUGCUUGACCAUAAUGCUUGUCAGUAAAACAGUAAUAACACA
This is a messenger RNA of Sinocyclocheilus anshuiensis, 1683 nucleotides long. RefSeq names its product mitochondrial carrier homolog 2-like. Gene Ontology annotation, biological process: positive regulation of apoptotic process. The transcript has 13 exons. Lineage: Eukaryota; Metazoa; Chordata; Actinopteri; Cypriniformes; Cyprinidae. Bases 393 to 1295 code for a protein of 300 amino acids. Gene Ontology annotation, cellular component: mitochondrion; membrane. The record is from RefSeq and is a predicted model, not a curated record.